Messenger RNA from Symbiodinium necroappetens, 1197 nucleotides. NCBI's taxonomy places the organism in Eukaryota, Dinophyceae, Suessiales, Symbiodiniaceae. The record is from the annotation of a GenBank genome assembly.
AUGCUGCGCAGAGGUGCAGCGCGUAGGCCUCUGAGACUGAUUUUCCUGGCCUCUACGCUUGGUCUCCUUUUUCGAACUUUCACCGCAUGGCAAGAUGACUCAGCCUUCGUAGGGUCGCCUGCCGGACCUCGGCCUGAGCGUGUUUCCACCCUGGGCAGGGGAGCUUCGGAACCCUUGGAGGGCUUCGAACCCACCUGGGAAGAGGAGCAGACUCUCUGGAAAUCGGUGACGGCAUUUAACGCCGCCUGCUGGGGUGCCGCCUACAUCAGCACCAAGGCCGGCAUCGAUACGCUCGUCGCUGCUGGCGUGGAGGAUGCUGCCAUCGUGUAUGGCGCCCUCCGUUUCGGCUUGGCGGCUUUGCCGCUCCUGCCCUGGGUCCUCCGUUCCAGCAGCGCAGAAAGUGCCCGGACUUCGGCCAUCGUUGGCAGCCUGAACGGCCUCGCAUAUGCUGCCAUCUUCACAGCUUACUCUUUGGGCACAACUGGUGGCAAGGCAGCCUUCAUCUGUUCGCUGCAAACGAUUGUCGUCGCUGCAUGCACCUCACUAGCUGCCCAGCGUCUCCAACUGGGCACCGUGGUCUCUGCUGUGAUGGCGGUGGUUGGAGUGGGCUUCCUGGAGCUUGCCGGAGGCCCCAUGGAGACGUCGUCCGGCGAUUUGGUAUGUGCAGCUGCGCCACUCGCAAUAGGAAUUGGGUGGUACAUGUUGGGAGAUACGAUGAAGAAGUACCCAGACGACACCUUGCCAUCCCUCGCAAUCCAGUUCGUAUGUUUUACGGUGCUUUUUGUAACGUGGAUCCUUGGUGAUAUUGGCUGGAAACACGGGCCGUCUGGUAUAGUGGAUUGGCUGGGUCAGGUGCCAGCAAUUUUGCAGACUCCAGGUCUUUGGCCUCCCCUUCUCUUCUCGACGUUCCUGGGCAACGUCAUCACGAUGCUUUUGGCCAACAAGGCAGUGCAAAUGAUAAAAGUCUCAGAGGUCUCGUUGAUAGCAGCUUCUGAACCUCUGUGGGCUGCGCUCGCAGCGAUGCUGUAUCUGGGGGAGGUGUUCACGCUAGCUGACUGCAUUGGUGGCGGUUUCAUCCUCACGGCGCUUGUUGUCAACGAGCUUUGGGAAGAAGGAGAUGCAGAGCCCAAGAGUACGGCGAUUAUGCCUGAGGCCAAGCAAGGAAACGAGAGGAAACAGAUGGAACUCGUGAGCUGA